Molecule: messenger RNA, 297 nt
Organism: Cylicostephanus goldi
Lineage: Eukaryota; Metazoa; Nematoda; Chromadorea; Rhabditida; Strongylidae
Source: the annotation of a GenBank genome assembly
GCUCAUUCUGGAGAUGCACCAAUUCCUGUGCCUUAUGUCACCCAGCUACAACCGCUAAAAGCUGGACAAACGCUAGACAUUCAUGGAAGGAUAAAUAGUGAUGCUACUAGUGUUGAGAUCAAUCUUCUCCAAGGUGCACAGCAGAUUGGUCUUGGACAGUGUGUUCUACACAUCAACCUUCGCUUUGUCGAAAAGAAGAUUGUUAUGAACACCUUUAUAAAUAAAGAAUGGGGAAGAGAAGAACGCGAAUCGAUGCCAUAUAAGCCAGGCGAGGAGUACGAUCUCAAAAUUAGGUGA